Dama dama (fallow deer) is the source of this 795-nucleotide messenger RNA. It is a transcript of the gene NANOS3, whose product is annotated as nanos C2HC-type zinc finger 3. The record is from RefSeq and is a predicted model, not a curated record. The transcript has 2 exons. Bases 1 to 537 code for a protein of 178 amino acids. Gene Ontology annotation, molecular function: zinc ion binding; mRNA binding. Gene Ontology annotation, biological process: negative regulation of translation; oogenesis. Gene Ontology annotation, cellular component: perinuclear region of cytoplasm. NCBI's taxonomy places the organism in Eukaryota, Metazoa, Chordata, Mammalia, Artiodactyla, Cervidae.
AUGGGGACCUUCAACCUGUGGACAGACUACUUGGGUUUGGCACGCCUGGUGGGGGCUCAGCGUGGGGAGGAGGAGCCAGAGACCAGGCUGGACCGCCAGCCAGAACCAGUGCCAGAAGCGGGGGGUCAGCGACCCAGCCCUGAGUCCUCACCCGCUCCCGAACGCCUGUGCUCUUUCUGCAAACACAACGGCGAGUCCCGGGCCAUCUACCAGUCCCACGUGCUCAAGGAUGAAGCGGGCCGGGUGCUGUGCCCCAUCCUCCGCGACUACGUGUGCCCCCAGUGCGGUGCCACCCGCGAGCGCGCCCACACCCGCCGCUUCUGCCCGCUCACCGGCCAGGGCUACACCUCCGUCUACAGCUACACCACCCGGAACUCGGCUGGCAAGAAGCUGGUCCGCUCGGACAAGGCGAGGACGCAGGACCCUGGACACGGACAGCGUCGCGGCGGCGGCGGAGGUGCCUGUGCAGGUUCCAAAGGUGCCGGGAAGUCUUCUGGAACUCCUCCCUCUUUCUGCUGCCCCUCUACUUCUGCCUAAGGAGACCGGCGCAAGCAGGAUGACGCCUUCACCUGGGGAUGGGGACCCAGGCUCAGUGGAGGCUGGGUUUCAGGGAAGACCCACCCUCCGAGGAUCCGCCCCUAGACGGUGCCUCCAGCCUGGGGGCUUGGCAAAAGACCCGGGUCUGGGACCACCGUCCUAAGCGCGCCCACCCCCGUCACAGAAGGAGGUGGUCCUCAUGCACCCCUGCCCUUCUUCCCCAGCGCUGGGCACCCAGUCAGCUCAAUAAAUGUUUAU